This is a messenger RNA of Agrilus planipennis (emerald ash borer), 802 nucleotides long. RefSeq lists its product as uncharacterized. NCBI's taxonomy places the organism in Eukaryota, Metazoa, Arthropoda, Insecta, Coleoptera, Buprestidae. The record is from RefSeq and is a predicted model, not a curated record. The transcript is spliced from 2 exons. Bases 269 to 802 code for a protein of 177 amino acids.
UAAAUUUAUAGUUGUAUUUUAUGUGAUAAAAGGUGAAGGGAUCAUCAGUAGAUAAGGUUAAAAGUUCAAUUAAAUGUAGAUAACGAAAUGCAUUUUGAUGGUUUCAAGUGGAAAUUGCAACAAAGUAAUAAAAUGAAACUUGCGAAAAUGUGAACUAAACAAUUUGAUAUUACAACAAUGGCAAACGUACCGUGUACAUUACUUUUGAAAUCUACUGAUACUUCGAUAGUAACACCUGACGCUGUCUACGUAUGUAGCAGAUAAACAAAUGUUCAAAUUUGGAGUUAAAAGUAUUGAAAAAAGAGAAGACGAAGUAAUGGUUAAGCUAUUAUACACCCCGAGAGCUCAUACAAUGCUUAAAAAAUUAGGCAAUUUACCCAUUGCAUAUUUAAGAUUAGCGGUGGAGGAUGAUUGUGAAUUACAUAUACUAAGAAAUCUGUAUCAACGCUAUACAUUUAAUUUAAAGGAUGAUGAAGGAGAAAGUUUACAAAUGGUGAAAGAUAGUACAGAAGGUAGGCUAAUGAUAAGUGAUGGAAGAGAAACGGAGAAAAUCGUGAUGCAGCAGCAGCAGCAGCAACCACCACAGCAGACGUCGAUAAGUGAAAAAAGAAAAGUAAAUUUUGUAUUUCCAAACAACGAAGAAAAAUGCAACAAAAAAAAAUUAUUGGAAAGUAGGAUGAAUAAACCAUGUUCAACAAUGACGCAGAAGCAGCCGCAAUCGCCACCAAACGAAUUAGUAGAAGUGUAUGAUGAUGAUGCAUUUGAUUUUAACAGCCAAAAAUAUUCAUUGCAAGAAUUGUAA